AUGCUAGGGAUAUUAUUGAAGCAACUGAUCAAAUGAUUAAGCUUGGCCAAUUGCAUUCCUUGAGACUACAAAAUCUACCGAAGUUCAUUAGCUUCAGCCAAGAAAAUGAUACAAGCUUGAGUCAUGUUCCACUUUUCACUGAGAAGUUUGUGUUUCCAUGCUUGAAGAAGUUGCAACUAUCAUGGAUUAAAAUUACAACCAUAUGGCAUACUUCAGCUACAUCUUACUGCACUCAAAACCUUACAGAACUUAUUAUUGAGGGUUGUGAUAAUUUAGAACACUUAUUCUUAUCCUCUAUGGCUAGAGGUCUGGUGAAGCUUAGACACCUCAAAAUAAAUCAAUGCAAGAAUAUGAGAGAGAUUAUUGUGAUGGAGAAUGUGGAAGGAAAGGAGAUUUCUUUCCCCGAGUUGGACUUCUUGCACAUAGAAAACCUUCAAAACCUUGUUGGAAUCUACUCAGGAAAUUGCAUCAUGGCAUUCCCAUCCUUGAAGGAAUUGACCAUAAAAAACUCUCCAAAAUUGGAGGAGUUCACGGUUAAAUCUAAGAGUACGGAAAUAGCCACUGACAUAAAGCCUCUCUUCAAUGAACAGAUUAAGUUUACAAGGUUGGAGUUCUUAAGUAUGUCCCUUAACAUUCAACAAAUUUGGCACAACGGGGUUCCAGAAAUGCCUUCUUUUGUUAAAAAACUAAAAGAUUUGACAGUGGAUGGCUGUGAUAAUUUGAGAUAUCUAUUGACAUGCUCUACAGUUAAAAGUUUUGAGCAUCUUGAAUUACUGACAAUUCGAAACUGCAAGAUGAUGGAAGGGGUAAUAGUGGCAGAAGGAUUAGCAGAAGAAGAAAGGAGGAGCAAGAUGUUGUUCCCUAAUUUGCAAGCCCUGGUACUUGAAGGCCUUUCCAAACUCACAAGAUUCUCUCCUGAAAAUUGCAUUGAAUUCCCCAACCUUACACGACUUAAAAUAGGCAAAUGCCCUGUGUUGAAGACAUUCACCUCUAGUCCUGUUAUUGGAGACAUUGCUGUCAGUAGUGAGAAAGCAGAAAACACCUAUGCGCCACCUUUCUUCAAUGAAAAGGUAGCAUUCCCUCAAAUAGAGGACCUAAGGAUCUAUUUGAUGGAGAGUUUGAACAAGAUAUGGGCUGAUCAACUUGAUGGAGAUUCCUUUUGCAAACUAAAAACCAUUUUUCUAGGUGGCUGUGGAAUGCUGGUGAGCAUUCUCCCAUUUAGUAUGCUGGAAAGACUUCAGAGACUAGACACACUGUUUAUUGUCGUGUGUGAUUCACUAGAAGAAAUAGUUGAAGCACCCAGUGCUAGCAAUUCACAAGCUCUGGUAGACACUCAGCCAACGUUGGUGGAAACUGACAGCAAGGUCGUAUUUUCGGAAUUGACAGAACUGAGGCUUGACAGGCUACCCAAGCUCAAGUGUUUCUGCUAUCGAAUGCAUAUUAAGUGCCCAUCUCUGAAAUUACUGCAAGUUUCUGAAUGCGAGCAAGUGCAGGUAUUUGCUUCGGAAUUUCCAAGCUUCCAAAGAAUCAAUGGAGAUGAUCAACUUGAAAUUCAAAUUCACUGCCCUCUUUUCUCGGUCAGCAAGGUACUGUUUGUAAAAACACUGCAUGUUGGGAUGCAUUAUUAGAUUUCAAGUUCCAGUAAAGCUUUCUCUUGAAGUCUACCUUUUUCGGUCAUUAGACGUUGCAUUGGUUUUAAAAUGCAUUAAUAGAUUAAAAAAAUACUG
Messenger RNA from Rubroshorea leprosula, 1727 nucleotides. Lineage: Eukaryota; Viridiplantae; Streptophyta; Magnoliopsida; Malvales; Dipterocarpaceae. The record is from the annotation of a GenBank genome assembly.